Messenger RNA from Ramularia collo-cygni, 1263 nucleotides. RefSeq lists its product as uncharacterized. NCBI's taxonomy places the organism in Eukaryota, Fungi, Ascomycota, Dothideomycetes, Mycosphaerellales, Mycosphaerellaceae. The transcript has 6 exons. Bases 1 to 1263 code for a protein of 420 amino acids. The record is from RefSeq and is a predicted model, not a curated record.
AUGCGGAUCCCACCUCUGGAUGUCAUUUUAUCGUGGCCGGCCCCAAACUAUGAACAUCCCACGACCAGAGGGGAGGCCCUCCUCGUUGUCAUCAUCAUCUUUUCCAUCUUGGUCGUAGCAGCUGUUGGUGGACGGUUUUACUCUCGGUUGAAGAUAAAGAAAUGGUUUGGCUGGGACGACGUCUUUAUUGCUCUCGCACUGGUUUUCACACUCGGGAUGAACAUUUCUGUCAUUCUUGCGAAUAGUGUAUAUGGCUGGAACAGGCACUUGUGGGAUGUAGAAAUUGACAUGUACCAGAAUGCCGGAAUUGUGGCUUUCUGUUCCAAACUCCUCUUUGUGCAAGCUGCUACAUUCACCCGGAUAUCUCUCAUCCUGUUCUACUACCGACUGGUGCGAGACAGUGGGAUUCAAUGGUUCACCCAUGUUCUACACGCAAGCAUGGUCUUUGUUGUCGGUCUCGAGAUCAGCUUUACCUGUGUUGGAAUAUGGUUGWGCUCACCCAUCCAGUCUUACWGGACAUUCCCACCGAUUGAAGGAGGCACAUGUCUGAAUGAAGGGACAGCGACCCUGGUCGUUGGGGUUUUCAAUUGUGUCGCGGACCUGCUCGUAACGUGCCUCCCGAUUCCAUUGGUUCUCAGGCUACAAAUGCCACUGAAGCAUCGGGUUGGAGUGUGCUUUUUGCUUGGGCUGGGCUUCAUUGUCACAAUCGCGGGUGUUGUAAGGACAUACUUCAUCUGGAAAUCGCUAGUGGACAGCUGGGACACGACAUGGUACUCUUAUCCACUAUGGAUUGCCGCUGCCGUUGAGAUUGAUCUGGCCGUAAUCUGUGCUUGCGCUCCCGCUCUAAAACCACUCAUCCACAAACCAAUCGUACGAUUCACCAGCCGAAUAUCCUCCAAGAUCAGCUCAGUCAUCCGUUCGAGGGGAUCGCACUCGCACAGUACCGGAGACAAGACCGGCUCCUCAAGAUCUGCGAAUCAAAACGUCCUCCCUUUUGCACAAGGAGACGAAGAAUUUGGCAUGCUGCAAAGAUCCCAACAUUCGGACAAGUCUGUGAUGCAGAUUACGCAAAAAUGCGCGGAUGAUCUGGAAUCCGACGAGCAUGAUAGCAGUCAGAAUCCGUGGAGUUUCCGUCGAAACAGUGCUCACUUUCCACCACUUCAUAUUGUAAAGCGGCAGUCGUUGGAGCAGGAGAUUUCAUAUCUGGAUCCGCGGAAGCCUCCGGCCACGCCGGUGCGUAGCGAGUCCUUUGACUUUCGGUGA